AGGUGCGUGUCUCCGCCGGAGUAGCUAUUAGUUUUGAUCGGCCGUCUGCAACUUCCGUCGAGCACUUCCCUCUCCAAGCACAAUGAAGCCCUUUGCCUGCAUCCUGGUGAUCCUUGCCUCCAUCCUGGCCGUCGGCCACGCCUCCCUGGGCGGUCUGCUCGGAGGUGGCGGCGGCGGUGGCGGUGGCGGUGCCGGCGGAAUCGGCCAGCUCCUCCAGAGCAAGCUGGGAGGUCUGGGAGGCCUUGGCGGCGGCUUGGGCGGAGGACUCGGCGGCCUUAGCGGCAAGCUCGGAGGAGGCGGCGGCGGCGGCGGUGGCGGCUACUCCGGCGGACAGGCUGGCGGAUGGUCCAACGGCGGCGGAUACUCCGGCGGUGGUGGAUACUCUGGUGGUGGUGGAUACUCCGGUGGCGGUGGAUACUCCGCCCCAGCUCCCGCUCCUGCCAGGCCCGUGGAGAAGGUGGUCAUCGUCAAGGUCAUCAACGAGGGCUACUCCGGUGGCUACUCUGGCGCCCAGUCCGGUGGAUACUCUGGCGGAUACUCUGGCGCCCAGUCCGGUGGCUACUCCGGUGGCUACUCUGGCGCCCAGUCCGGCGGCUGGAACAAGGGCUGGUAAGAAGCCCCCCCCUAUCCACCACCCACCACCCUACACUUAAAGAAAUAGUUCAAACUGCCAGCCAGAAGCUUGGGCUUUCCAGCGGAGAGAAGAAGAAAAAAAAAACCAGAAAUCCCGAAUUUGAAGCUUUGAAGCCACUAGC
Molecule: messenger RNA, 755 nt
Organism: Drosophila ananassae
Lineage: Eukaryota; Metazoa; Arthropoda; Insecta; Diptera; Drosophilidae
Product: loricrin
Exons: 1
Coding region: 83-613 (176 amino acids)
Source: RefSeq, a predicted model, not a curated record